Messenger RNA from Rhinocladiella mackenziei CBS 650.93, 414 nucleotides. RefSeq lists its product as uncharacterized. Lineage: Eukaryota; Fungi; Ascomycota; Eurotiomycetes; Chaetothyriales; Herpotrichiellaceae. Gene Ontology annotation, molecular function: heme binding. The coding region runs from base 1 to 414 and encodes 137 amino acids. The record is from RefSeq and is a predicted model, not a curated record. Gene Ontology annotation, cellular component: intracellular membrane-bounded organelle; endoplasmic reticulum membrane. The transcript has 2 exons. Gene Ontology annotation, biological process: sterol biosynthetic process.
AUGUCUGAGGAGCUCACUUACGCCGAGGUGUCAAAACACUCCUCCAAGAAAGAUCUCUACGUUGUCAUCCACGACAACAUCUACAAUGCCUCGUCUUUCAUCGACGAGCAUCCUGGCGGUGAAGAAGUUCUCCUCGAUGUUGGCGGUCAAGACGCAACCGAAGCUUUUGAAGAUGUUGGACACUCAGACGAAGCCCGCGAAAUCCUCGCCGGCCUCAAGAUCGGAACCCUGAAACGUGCUCCAGGAGACCCUGCCCCCAAGACUGGUGCUACUGAUAAGAUUGCUGCUGGGCCAGGUGGACGGUCUAGUGAUGCCGGAACAGGAAUGGGUAUUGCCAUGUACGCCGUGCUCUUGGUCGGCGCCGUCGUCGCAUAUUUUGGAUACACCUACAUGCAAAGUCAAGAAAGCAAAUAG